Dryobates pubescens (Downy woodpecker) is the source of this 2074-nucleotide messenger RNA. It is a transcript of the gene SMARCB1, whose product is annotated as SWI/SNF related, matrix associated, actin dependent regulator of chromatin, subfamily b, member 1. Gene Ontology annotation, molecular function: transcription coregulator activity. Bases 119 to 1279 code for a protein of 386 amino acids. Gene Ontology annotation, biological process: regulation of transcription by RNA polymerase II; chromatin remodeling. Lineage: Eukaryota; Metazoa; Chordata; Aves; Piciformes; Picidae. The transcript has 10 exons. The record is from RefSeq and is a predicted model, not a curated record. Gene Ontology annotation, cellular component: nuclear chromosome; nucleus.
CCUGGAGUAGGCCGCGGCGCCGCCCGUGCUCGCUCCGCUGCCUGCUGCCGCCGCCGGUGCCUCAGGCCCCGCUCGGGACGCUGCUGAGCCCUGCCGCCGCCCCUCGCCCGCCGCCACCAUGAUGAUGAUGGCGCUGAGCAAGACCUUCGGGCAAAAGCCCGUCAAGUUCCAGCUGGAGGAGGACGGCGAGUUCUAUAUGAUCGGCUCCGAGGUGGGGAACUACCUGCGUAUGUUUCGGGGCUCCCUGUACAAGAGAUACCCCUCGCUCUGGAGACGGCUGGCCACCGUGGAGGAAAGGAAGAAGAUAGUGGCCUCUUCACAUGAAAAUCAGCGAUCUCACAGCCCCAGAAGAUAUCAUGGCUAUACCACGUUAGCCACUAGUGUGACGCUGCUGAAGGCCUCUGAAGUGGAAGAGAUCUUGGAUGGAAAUGAUGAGAAGUACAAGGCAGUGUCUAUCAGCACAGAACCUCCCACCUACCUCAGAGAACAGAAGGCGAAGAGGAACAACCAGUGGGUGCCAACCCUGCCCAACAGCUCUCACCACCUGGACGCAGUGCCGUGCUCCACCACCAUCAACAGGAACCGCAUGGGCAGGGAUAAGAAGAGAACAUUCCCACUGUGCUUUGAUGACCAUGACCCAGCAGUGAUCCAUGAGAAUGCAUCCCAGCCAGAGGUUCUGGUUCCAAUCAGGCUCGAUAUGGAAAUCGAUGGGCAGAAACUCCGAGAUGCAUUUACGUGGAACAUGAAUGAAAAGCUAAUGACCCCAGAAAUGUUCUCUGAGAUUCUUUGUGAUGACCUGGAUUUGAAUCCCCUGACCUUUGUCCCUGCUAUUGCCUCUGCCAUCCGACAGCAGAUCGAGUCCUACCCAACCGACAGCAUCCUGGAGGAUCAGUCAGACCAGCGAGUUAUUAUUAAGCUAAACAUUCAUGUAGGGAACAUCUCCCUUGUAGACCAGUUUGAGUGGGACAUGUCAGAGAAGGAGAAUUCACCAGAGAAGUUUGCCUUGAAGCUGUGCUCAGAGCUUGGCCUGGGUGGGGAGUUUGUCACUACCAUUGCCUACAGCAUCCGGGGACAGCUGAGUUGGCACCAGAAGACAUAUGCCUUCAGCGAGAACCCUUUGCCGACGGUGGAAAUCGCCAUCCGCAACACGGGGGAUGCUGACCAGUGGUGCCCCCUGCUGGAGACCCUCACAGAUGCCGAGAUGGAGAAGAAGAUCAGAGACCAGGACAGGAACACAAGGCGCAUGAGACGCUUGGCCAACACUGCUCCAGCCUGGUAAACCUCCUCUUUGUGACACUGGUGCUCUUCCUACAGACUUACCCCUACUCCUCUCCCCUCAUGGAUCUAGGAUUGGCAGGGGGUCUUUCUGUCCCUGAAGGGGGACACACAUUCCACUUGCCAAGGGUUCCCAGUCCUGCUGACUUCUUCCCCGAGCCCCUCCAGCCGACUGCCACGUAGCAAGCAGGCUGUUAGCACCUUGAGCUAGCUGAGACCUGUGGCAGCUGUUGGAGCCCUCCUUUACCUGUGUGUGGACAGUGUAAAGAUCCUUUUGUAUAGGUGCAGCCUGCACUCUUAGGACAACUUUUUAAAUAAAAAGGAAUGCAUACUACUUAGGUGGAGCUCAGGAAGUUUGGGUCAGUACUCCACCUCCCCCUGCUUUGUGCUCUCCUGGCAUCUCAGCUGCCCCAGGGGCUUUGGGGCAGAGUGCUGAAUGCUCAAGGUCCACUCAGAGUUCCAGGAGCAGGCUGGAAACUGAGUGCUUGCCUUCAGUGGCUCAAGCACCCCAAACCCUCUUGCUGCAGGGGAAAGUGGCAAGGAGACUGCCAACCAGAAGCAGCAGCUGCCUCCAGAGCUGAAGGGCUGGCCUGUUAGCAGGUGCAGGCUGCAGAGAGCCCAGGGGGGUGUUGCCAGCUUGCUUGGCAAGGGUAGAGCAGGUGAACUGAAGCCAUAAAGCAAACUUUUCUGGUAGGCUGGUGGGUGGUGAACCCCUUUUUCUGGGAAGAACACAGCUGCAAACAAACAAAGUCUCUGAACUCCUGCAACCAGCUGCAGCCUGCAGCCACUGUGACUGCAG